GUGCCCAGAAACCCCAUUCAGGAAUCUAUUUCAAGAACCAAUUUUUGCAGGCGUCCUCUACAACCCAAUUUUAGCCGGCCAAGAGUUUCUGAAAUUUCACAACAGAUCUUCAAGAACUCUUCUUUGGAUAAUGGUCUCAAGCAAAUUCAACGGAAGAGCCCUUUUCUUGAUGGGGCGAAGAGGUUUUACUAUGUCGACAGACAGCGAGUUUACCACUUCAAGCCCAGGGGAUACAGGCGGUGGUUUCAGGACCCAAAAAAUGUUCUUGUUGUAGUUUUGGUGGGGUCUGGGGUUGUAAUCACUGUAUACUUCGGGAAUCUGGAGACUGUACCUUAUACAAAGAGAUCCCAUUUUGUUCUUUUGUCCAGGAACUACGAAAAAGAACUUGGAGAGUCUCAGUUUAAGCAGAUUAAAGCGCAGUUCAAAGGGAAAAUAUUGCCCCCACUUCAUCCAGAUAGCAUUAGGGUUCAGAGUAUAGCACAGGACAUAAUUGAUGCUCUGCAGAAAGGGUUAAGAAAUGAGCAGGUGUGGAAUGAUAUCAGGUACUCUCCUGAAAGUGCUGGUUUUCCUCAUGAGGCUGAUGCACAUGAGACAAUGAGGGCAUUGAGUGAUAGAGUUUCUGAGGAUGAGAAAUGGCAGAGUGAGGAUAAGUGGCAUAAGGAGGGAGAGAUUCUUGAUGAUCAGUGGGUUCAAGAGAGUAGGAAAAAGGGCCAAGAACUGGGGAGGGCAUCCCAGACUGAGCAUUUGGAGGGUUUGAAGUGGGAGGUCGUUGUGGUUAAUGAGCCUGUGAUUAAUGCCUUCUGUUUGCCUGGUGGUAAGAUUGUUGUUUUCACUGGAUUGCUUGAUCAUUUCAAAGCGGAUGCCGAGAUUGCAACAAUUAUUGGGCAUGAGGUUGGUCAUGCUGUGGCAAGACACUCUGCAGAACAAAUUUCGAAAAACCUGUGGUUGACAAUCUUACAGUUGAUUCUUUACCAGUUUUUUAUGCCUGAUAUCGUCAACACAAUGUCUCAUCUCUUCCUGCGGCUUCCUUUUUCUCGAAGGAUGGAGAUGGAAGCAGACUACAUUGGACUGCUGCUGGUCGCCUCUGCCGGCUACGAUCCACGAUUUGCUCCACAGGUAUACGAGAAGCUAGGCAGAGUCGUUGGUGAUUCGGCACUGCAAGAUUAUCUUGCAACUCAUCCUUCAGGUAAGAAGAGAGCCCAAGUACUCGCUCAGGCUAAAGUCAUGCAAGAGGCCCUUGACAUGUACAGAGAAGUACAGGCGGGACGAGGAGUGGAAGGUUUUCUGUAGUGUUUUUGCUAUGGUAAACCUCAAUUUUCCAACCUACAAAUGAAUAAUUGUUUGUUUGAUACUUUUCCACUCCAAUCCCCCAAACAGGCAUAAAAAUCUGAAAUAAAAAUGUAUAUUUUCAUGGGAUGGUUUUGAUUUCGGUAAAUUACACUUUCCCGCU
Molecule: messenger RNA, 1450 nt
Organism: Sesamum indicum (sesame)
Lineage: Eukaryota; Viridiplantae; Streptophyta; Magnoliopsida; Lamiales; Pedaliaceae
Product: mitochondrial metalloendopeptidase OMA1
Cellular component (GO): membrane
Molecular function (GO): metalloendopeptidase activity
Source: RefSeq, a predicted model, not a curated record